Sphaerodactylus townsendi is the source of this 486-nucleotide messenger RNA. RefSeq names its product nitric oxide synthase, inducible-like. The transcript has 4 exons. Gene Ontology annotation, molecular function: nitric-oxide synthase activity. Lineage: Eukaryota; Metazoa; Chordata; Lepidosauria; Squamata; Sphaerodactylidae. The annotation marks the transcript as partial. The record is from RefSeq and is a predicted model, not a curated record. Gene Ontology annotation, biological process: nitric oxide biosynthetic process.
AUGCGUCUAAGACCCCGUUUCAUCUGGCCGCGCUCCUCCGUGGCCCGCGGAGCCAGCGUCGAAAGCGGAAGCGUAGAGGGCGCCGGGAGGCCGCAAAGAAAGGAGCACCUGUCUCGCUUGGAAGCCGUCACCAAGGAGAUCAAAACAACAGGGACCUACCAGCUGACUGUGGAGGAGCUUAACUUUGCAACCAGGCAAGCGUGGAGGAACGCCCCCAGGUGCAUUGGGAGAAUCCAGUGGUCCAAUUUGCAGGUGUUUGAUGCUCGUAGCUGUGCCACAGCCAAGGAAAUGUUUGAGCACCUCUGUCAACACUUGAAGUACUCGACCAAUGGUGGGAAUAUACGGUCCACCAUCACUGUCUUUCCCCAGAGGACGGAUGGGAAACACGACUUCCGUAUAUGGAACGUCCAGCUCAUCCAAUAUGCUGGCUACCAAACCGCAGAGGGGUCUAUUGUGGGAGACCCAGCAAAUGUGGAGUUCACACAA